AUGUUAAUCAAAGUCCGCACCCUCACUGGCAAGGAGAUCGAGUUAGAUAUCGAGCCUGACUACAAGGUCUCCAGAAUAAAGGAGCGCGUUGAAGAGAAAGAAGGCAUCCCCCCGGUCCAGCAGCGCCUGAUUUUCGGCGGAAAGCAGAUGGCAGACGACAAAACAGCCUCUGAAUAUAACCUUGAAGGGGGUGCAACGCUGCAUCUUGUCCUUGCGCUUCGUGGCGGUUCCUUGUAA
Messenger RNA from Aspergillus ruber CBS 135680, 237 nucleotides. RefSeq names its product NEDD8 family protein RUB1. The record is from RefSeq and is a predicted model, not a curated record. Lineage: Eukaryota; Fungi; Ascomycota; Eurotiomycetes; Eurotiales; Aspergillaceae. Gene Ontology annotation, molecular function: ubiquitin protein ligase binding; protein tag activity. Gene Ontology annotation, cellular component: cytoplasm; nucleus. The transcript is spliced from 4 exons. Gene Ontology annotation, biological process: modification-dependent protein catabolic process; regulation of proteolysis; protein neddylation. Bases 1 to 237 code for a protein of 78 amino acids.